ACAUUUAAAACACCAGCACAGUUGACAUUGUCCGUAGUCCUGAGUUCAUCAUUGAAACCAACCAUUGGUUCGCAUCCAAGAACCCGUCGUAUACACAUAUACAUAAAUAUUUCAGCUAGUAGUAUGCAUAUCUGUAACCGAAAGUAGGUAUGUAGCUGCCUGCAGCUCCCAUUACAAAGUUUACAAAAGUUCAGACGAAACAUGUAGUAACGUAAGCAUUUGAAAGUAUUGGAAACUUGUUGUGUGUAAUAUUAUGCCAUUUCAUUUUCCUAAAAUUCGGUUCCACAAUGAAUUGCAAAACCAAUUCACAUUUAAAACUGUUAUUUUUCUUUAAAACUCAACACGUGUCUUCAACAGAGUUUAUUUCUGACAAAUAUUAUUAAAUAUUAAGUACGAACAUAAUCUAAGAAAUAAUAAUCAAUAGCAGCAAUGGAAACUGGAUGUGCAUUUCCACAUUAAGGAGAAACAUCCUCAACUGUUCAAAGAGUACUCGUUCAAGAGCAGGAAGUGCAGAAUCUGUUCAGGUGUCUGCACGUCCCUCAAUUUCAUGGGACUCCAGGUUAUAAGACUCCCAUGUCGUCGAAAGAAAAUGUAAGCCCAGAAUGAAGAAGAAAGCGGAAGAGCCGAAGAAAACCAACGCACUUUUCACCUCUUCGGACGUCGUCUCAAUGUCUGCUGAAUCUCGAAGACAGCAAAAUCAUGUCACAAUUCAAAACCCAGAAACAGGUCGAGGUCACGUUGUGGUUCAAAAUGGACAAAAAAACUAUCAAAAUCAAGAAAGUUUCAUCCUGUUGCAAGAAAGGAUUCAAAAUACUCAAAAUCCUCGACCUCUCGGCUUUAACCAGAAAAUUUGUGGAACGAGAGGAGUUUCAGAGUCUACCGAUAUGCAGCCGAACCCUAAAAAGACACCCCAUAACAGUAAUUUUACACAACCAGUGUGCACUUCGUUUUUAUGCAGCAGCCGUGAUAAGAACGUAACAGAGCUAUGUGCCUCAUGCAAGGAGACAAAUGAUUUGCUACUUCCAGACUCUCGUACUCAUUUACUCAGUUUGCCAACCACAGACAAUCCAAUAUCUUUGAAUAAUCCAGUGCCUUUAAACGCGCAAACAGCAAAUAAAGGGGGCGCAAUUCGCGAUAUGAAAAACUGUAAGAGGACCGUGAAAUUAAUUAAGACAGCAAAAAAUCCGAACGUAAAUCUUCAAAACUCGAAACAAUCAAGCAAUGAAAACAACGACGGAGACGGGUUCCAGAUCAACCGAAUUGUGCUAAAAAUAAAGAAGGAGCUUUGGGAGCAAGUGAAAAUGGAACGGGAUCAGUCGGUGGAAUAAGUCGAGUGCCAAUACUGAUUCCUAGUAAUUUCAACAAUUAAAUCACGCUUAGACAUGACAAAGUUAUUUUAAUCAGUUACAGACACUUAUAGAAUUAUUGUUAUCUCUUUUACACCGAUUUUAAUGUGUUCAUAUUUUUACACCCCGAAUUUCAUGUACAUAACGCAACCAUGAUAACCUUUUAAGCAUGUGAAUCACAUGAUGUGAUACAUAGACGAUGAUGGUAGCGGUUGUAUAGGUUUUUUUAUAUUAAACUAUUUAUUAACACAAAGGUAUUAAAGGUUUAUAUUUUCUGUUUCUUUUUCUCGAUA
Molecule: messenger RNA, 1639 nt
Organism: Folsomia candida
Lineage: Eukaryota; Metazoa; Arthropoda; Collembola; Entomobryomorpha; Isotomidae
Exons: 5
Coding region: 603-1328 (241 amino acids)
Source: RefSeq, a predicted model, not a curated record